Messenger RNA from Penicillium diatomitis, 1260 nucleotides. Its product is annotated as 3-ketoacyl-coA thiolase peroxisomal A precursor. Gene Ontology annotation, biological process: phenylacetate catabolic process; fatty acid beta-oxidation. The transcript has 3 exons. The coding region runs from base 1 to 1260 and encodes 419 amino acids. Gene Ontology annotation, molecular function: acetyl-CoA C-acyltransferase activity. The record is from RefSeq and is a predicted model, not a curated record. Gene Ontology annotation, cellular component: peroxisome. Lineage: Eukaryota; Fungi; Ascomycota; Eurotiomycetes; Eurotiales; Aspergillaceae.
AUGUCUUCAGCCCAGCAACGUCUUUCUCAAGUGUCUUCUCACUUUGGCUCCGGUAGCCAGAAGGGAGCCGCGGCCCUCACCCAGAAGAACCCUGAUGAUAUUGUCGUGACAUGUGCUCUGCGCACAGCUCUGACCAAGGGCGGAAAGGGUGGCUUCAAGGACACUGCUGCUGCUGAUCUCCUUGCCGGUGUCUUCAAGGCUGUCAUCAACAAGAGUGGUAUCGACCCUAAGUAUGUCGAGGAUGUCGCUGUUGGCUCAGUUCUGCCUCCUGGCGGCGGUGCUACGGAAUUCCGUGCUGCUGCCCUCGUCGCUGGCUUCCCGGAGACUACUGCUGUCAAGUCCCUCAACCGUCAGUGCUCCUCCGGUCUGCAGGCCGUGGUUGAUAUCGCCAACGCCAUCAAGACCGGCAUGAUUGAUGUUGGUAUUGGUGCUGGUGUUGAGAGCAUGUCUUCGCAAUACGGACCCGGCGCUGUGACUGAGUUCUCCGAGCUCCUUGAGAGCCACCCCGAGUCCGCCAACUGCAAGGUGCCCAUGGGUGUUCUGUCCGAGAACAUGGCCAAGGACCGUGGUAUUUCCCGUACCGCCCAGGAUGCCUUUGCCGCAAACUCGUAUCAGAAGGCCGUCAAGGCCCAGAAGGCUGGCCUGUUCAACGAGGAGAUUGCCCCUCUUGAUGUCAAGUGGACCGAUCCCAAGACUGGCGAGGAGAAGACCAUCACCGUCAAGGCCGAUGAUGGUAUCCGCGAGGGUAUGACUGCCGAGUCGCUCGGCAAGAUUCGUCCCGCCUUCGCCAAGGAUGGUUCCAUUCACGCUGGCAACGCUUCCCAGAUUUCUGACGGUGCUGCCGCUGUUCUGCUUAUGAAGCGCUCCACUGCUGAGCGCCUGGGUCAGAAGAUCAUUGGCAAGUACGUCACCGCCAGUGUGGUCGGUGUCAAGCCUCUUCUGAUGGGUAUCGGCCCCUGGGCUGCCAUUCCCGUAGCCCUGGAGAAGGCUGGUAUCACCAAGGAUGAGGUCGACAUCUAUGAGAUCAACGAGGCGUUCGCUUCUCAGUGUGUUUGGUGUGUCAACGAGCUUGGCCUCCCUGCUGAAAAGAUCAACCCCAAGGGCGGUGCUAUUGCAUUCGGUCACCCACUCGGCUGCACUGGCUCUCGCCAGGUCAGCACUCUCCUGACUGAGCUCAAACGUACCGACAAGAAGAUCGGUGUGACCAGCAUGUGUGUCGGUACCGGUAUGGGUAUGGCUGCCGUCUGGGUCGCCGAGUAA